UUCUUUCUCUAUCCGACUCAUCAAUUGUGAAAAAAAAAUCGGCCAUUUGACCUAGAAUAGAACCAAAACCACACAACCAAUUUUGGCUUUUCCUCAAAUUUCCCUCCUUUCUCAUUGGGGCUUUUACUCACUACUUUCUACUACUUUCUUCAUACAGUUGUUAAAGCCUCCUCUUUUCUUGUUCCUUUUGCCAUUUGUGCAAUAUUGCUCAAUGGGUAUGUUUUUAUUUGGUUGAAUUUUGGUGUUUUUCAGAUUUUGGUUUCCAUUAUUUUCAGGUAAGAACGACAAAUAGUCUCUACAUGCAUUUCUCUUCCCUUUUUUAUGUAUCUGUCUGAGUGAGAGUAUGUAGAAGAAGUUUGAACUCCACUUCAAGCAUCAAACUGAUUGUGAGACGGAGUGAACCAGAAGAGCUGGUAUCCGUCAUCCACUCAUCCUCCAAUGAAAGGAUUGAAGUUUGACUGAAAAAAAAAACAUCCAAAUUCUUAACAUAUUAAGAUGAUGAUGCAUUUCUGAAGCCAAGAAAGUAAAAUGGGUGGGUGUGUCUCUACAAGCAGCCAUAGUACAUGUAGUAGCCAAAGCAAUGGGGAAUCAGUUUCUUCUUCAUGCAUGGGAAUUGGAUUUGUAUGUCGAAAGCGAACAAAGAGAACAUUCUCCGACCAUGUUUAUGCUCUUCAGAAUCUUCCUUCAGCUCCUAACAGGAUCUUCAUGAAUGGAAAAAGUCGUUCUUCUUGCAUUUUCACUCAACAAGGUCGCAAGGGGAUAAACCAGGAUGCCAUGGUUGUGUGGGAAGAUUUCAUGUCAGAGGACACAAUCUUUUGUGGUGUGUUUGAUGGACAUGGACCUUAUGGUCAUCUCGUUGCUCGUAAAGUGAGGGAUACAUUGCCGAUAAAGUUGCUGUCGUUCUUCCAGUCUCCUCAGCUGAAGCAAAAUGACUCUGGGAAAACCUGUUUCCAGAGGAAUUUGAAGACACCUCCAGAUUGCGAGGAUUCUGAGAAAGAUGGUUUUGUAGAGGACUCACAGAAUUCGGUAUGGAAAGAUGCAUUUUUGAACUCGUAUAAAGCUAUGGAUAAGGAGUUGAGAUCACAUCCUAAUCUGGACUGCUUUUGUAGUGGUAGUACUGCAGUCACCAUAGUUAAACAGGGGUCAAAUCUCUUCAUGGGGUAUAUUGGGGAUUCAAGAGCAAUCCUCGCUUCGAAGGACGCCAAUGAUUCCACUGUGGCAGUUCAAUUAACCGUGGAUCUUAAGCCAGAUUUGCCGAGAGAAGCUGAAAGAAUAAAACGGUGUAAAGGCAGGGUCUUUGCAUUGCAGGAUGAGCCAGAAGUGCCAAGGGUGUGGUUACCUUUUGAUGAUGCCCCCGGUUUAGCAAUGGCUCGAGCAUUUGGUGACUUUUGUUUGAAAGAAUAUGGGGUUAUCUCUAUACCUGAAUUCUCUCAUCGAACCCUAACCGAUGCUGAUCAGUUCAUCGUUCUUGCAUCAGAUGGGGUGUGGGAUGUGUUGAGCAAUGAAGAGGUGGUUGACAUAGUAUCCUCAGCCCCAACCCGGGCAUCAGCUGCGAGGUCCGUGGUGGACUCAGCUGCUCGUGAAUGGAAACUCAAAUACCCUACCUCGAAAAUGGAUGACUGUGCAGUCGUCUGCUUAUUUUUGGAUAGGAGGAUGGACUCCGAAUCUGACUGUGAUGAACAAGCCUUCUCGUCUGCAACAUUGCGUAGUAAUCAUUCGGGUACAGCUAUUGAAUCCGAUGAUGGCCAAAGGUCUGAGCCAUGUUUGCAAAGGAAUAACACUGUCAGAUCAUCUGAAGAAAACAAGGGAUUACCUGUUGACGACGGGGAAAUUGGCGAUGCUGUACCUGCAGAAGAUCAAAACUGGUUGGGUUUGGAAGGAGUCACUCGAGUGAACUCACUUGUUCAGCUUCCUAGAUUUUCCGAGGAAAGGCCUGUGUCAUAGGUUUUAUAAAAUUCUAGGAUUGUGAAUUCAAAAUGGAAAGAUAAAUCUUUCAAACUGGCUACUGGUUUAAAGGUUUGUGUAGGUACAUUUUGCCACCAAGUGUAUCUUGAAUUGCACAAAAGUUUUAACUGUUUUCAUA
Molecule: messenger RNA, 2083 nt
Organism: Cucumis melo (muskmelon)
Lineage: Eukaryota; Viridiplantae; Streptophyta; Magnoliopsida; Cucurbitales; Cucurbitaceae
Product: probable protein phosphatase 2C 52
Exons: 7
Coding region: 529-1944 (471 amino acids)
Biological process (GO): protein dephosphorylation
Molecular function (GO): protein serine/threonine phosphatase activity
Source: RefSeq, a predicted model, not a curated record